UUGUCUCCUUUGUUGUCCUUCACAGGUAAUCGUUUCUUCCUGACCUCAUUUGGCACUUUAUAUAUCUCAGAAGUGCAGAAGGAAGAUGCUCUGUCCACAUACCGCUGCAUCACAAAGCACAAGUACAGCGGAGAGACCCGCCAAAGUAAUGGAGCCAGGCUCUCUGUUAUGGACCCUACGGAGUCCGCCCCUAAUGUGCUGGACAGUUUUCAGUCUGGAGAAGUGCAGGUGGGUCAAAGUGUGGAACUGCCCUGCAUCGCCUCUGGAUACCCGAACCCCACCAUCCGAUGGUUAAAGGAUGGUCGGCCAUUACCAGCGGACUCUCGCUGGACUCGCCGAAUUACUGGCCUCACCAUCUCUGACUUGAGACUCGAGGACAGUGGCAACUACAUCUGUGAGGUCACCAACAGCUUUGGCUCCAAAGAGGUGAUGGGUCACCUCAAUGUUAUAGAGCCGCUGCGAGUCACUUUGUCUCCAAAGAACCUGAAGACAGGGAUCAGCAGUACAGUCAUCCUCUCCUGUGCCGUUCAAGGUUCCCCCCACUUCACGGUGGCCUGGUACCGUAACACAGAACCCGUCAUGCCUGAUCAGCACUUUUCCAUCCAGGGAGCUCACAACGAGACGUUGUUCAUUUCUGCUGCACAAAAAAGACACUCGGGAGCCUACCAGUGCUUUGCCUCAAGGAAGGGCCAAACCGCCCAGGACUUCUCCAUCAUACUGCUGGAAGAUGGGACACCCCGUAUCGUUGCCUCGUUCAGUGAAAGGGUGGUGGUUCCUGGUGAACCGUUCUCCCUGAUGUGUGCUGCCAAAGGAGCCCCUCCGCCCACCAUCACCUGGACCCUGGAUGAUGAGCCUGUGGCCCUGGACCUGCCGCGGAUCAGAUCCAGCCAGUACAUGCUCUCCGACGGGUGCACCGUGAGCUACAUGAACGUCAGCAGCCCGCAGAUUCGUGAUGGGGGAUUGUAUCGGUGCGCCGCACAAAACUCGGCCGGUGGUGCCGAGUACCAAGCGCGCAUAAACGUAAGAGGCCCUCCAAAGAUUCGGCCUAUGAAGAACAUCACGGCAGUGGCAGGAAGAAACACUUUCAUAAACUGCCGUGUAAUUGGGUAUCCUUAUUACUCGGUUAACUGGUUAAAAGAGGGACUUCUGCUGCCUGACAACCAUCGCCAGGUGGUGUUUGAGAAUGGGACACUUAAGCUCAGUGAUGUUCAGAAGGGUAUGGAUGAAGGUGUCUAUGUCUGCAGCGUGCUGAUCCAGCCACACAAGUCCAUCACACAGACUGUUUACGUCACAGUCAAAGUUCCCCCGCUGAUCCAACCAUUCGACUUCCCCCCGACUUCCAUUGGCAAACUGAUGUACAUCGCCUGCGUUGUGUCGUCUGGAGACAUGCCCAUACGCAUCACGUGGGUUAAGGAUGGCCAGGAGAUCGUGCCCUCCUCGGGCAUCACCAUCGACACGAAGGAGUUCAUGAGCUCCCUGCAGAUCUCUAAAGUAUCUCUCAAACACAAUGGCAACUACACCUGCAUUGCUAGAAAUGAUGCUGCUACUGUCAGCACAGAGAGGCAGCUCACAGUUACAGUGCCUCCUCGAUUUGUUGUGCAGCCCAACAACCAGGAUGGGAUCUAUGGAAAGGCAGCAAUCCUGAACUGUUCUGUUGAUGGAUACCCUCCUCCUAAAGUCAUGUGGAAGCAUGCCAGAGGUGCACUCGCGGGUAUUGGGAGCCCACAGCAGUACCACCCUGUGCCUCUGACUGGCCGUAUUCAGAUAAUGAAUAAUGGCUCUCUGCUCAUCAGACACGUCCUAGAAGAGGAUCGUGGCUUCUACCUCUGUCAGGCCUCCAAUGGGGUGGGUUCAGACAUCAGCAAGAGCAUGGUCCUCACAGUCAAAAUCCCAGCAAUGAUCACAAGUCACCCUAACACCACCAUGGCUAAGAAGAAUCAUGUGAAGGAGCUGAACUGCACAGCCCGAGGAGAAUGGCCCAUCAUCAUUCGCUGGGAAAGAGGCGACACCGUCAUUGACCCCGAUCGCAACCCCCGAUACUCCAUAACCACCAGUCCGAAUGAGAAGACAGACGAGGUGUUGUCUACCCUCAAGCUAAAGCCAGCAGAGCGUGAGGAUUCUGUUUUCUUUUCUUGUCAUGCCAUCAACUCUUACGGAGAAGGACGAGGCCUUAUCCAGCUCACUGUGCAAGAACCUCCAGACCCUCCAGAGCUGGAGGUCCGAGAAGUGAAAGAUCGCAGUAUGAAUCUCAGGUGGACGCAGAGAUUUGAUGGGAACAGUGUCAUCACCUCCUACGAUAUUGAAUAUAAAAACAAGACAGAUUCAUGGGAGCUGAAGCACGCCACGCGAAACAUCUCCCCCACAAACAAUCAGGCCAACAUUGUGGACCUUCACCCUGCCUCUGUCUACAGCAUACGGAUGUUUUCCUACAAUGCAAUAGGCAAGAGUGAGGCCAGUAAGGAGCUCACCAUCAGUACAGAGGAAGCACAGCCUGAUGGUCCACCGAUGGAUGUGACCCUUCAGGCAGUGACCUCUCAAAGUAUCAGAGUAACUUGGAAGGCUCCAAGGAAAGAGCUUCAGAAUGGGGUGAUCCGGGGGUACCAGAUUGGUUACAGAGAGAACGGCCCUGGGAGUAAUGGCCAGUACAGCAUCGUUGAGAUGAAAGCCACUGGAGACAGUGAGGUCUACACUCUUGACAACCUGAAGAAGUUUGCUCAAUAUGGCGUGGUUGUCCAGGCCUUCAACAGAGCAGGCACAGGACCUUCAAGCUCCGAGAUCAAUGCUACAACAUUGGAAGAUGUUCCCAGUCAGCCUCCUCAGAACGUGCGAGCCAUCUCUGUAACAUCGGAUGAGGCGGUGAUCACAUGGGCGGAGCCUCCGAGACUGACUCUCCAUGGCGUGCUGAAGGGGUAUCGUGUCGUGUUUUGGGCCGUCUUCCCAGAUGGAGAGUGGGGUGAAAUGCAAAACAUUACAACCACCAAAGAGCAGGUGGAGCUUAAAGGCCUGGAGAAGUUUACCAACUACAGCAUCCAGGUGCUGGCCUUCACCCAGGCGGGGGAUGGUGUCCGGAGCAAUGUCCUGUACAUUCAAACCCGCGAAGACUGUAAGAUCAUAUUUAGUUGCUGUUUCCACAUAGGAAGAAAAAAAAGAGUUAUUAAAUGGCCUUCAAUAAUUAAUAAUACCUUCUUUUUUGACCAGAUGCCAAGUGAGUAUGAAGCCAAUCCAGAGCUGCUGUUUUACAGAAUCACCCACCUCAACCACCGGCAGCAGUACCUGAUCUGGGCUGCAGCUGUCACCACUGCAGGCCGUGGGAACUUCAGUGACAAAGUGACGGUGGAGCCAGCCGCUAAAGCUCCCGCCAAAAUUUUGUCAUUUGGAGGUACAGUUACAACUCCUUGGAUGAAAGAGGUGCGGCUGCCCUGCAGCUCUGUGGGGGAACCAACACCAACCAUAAAAUGGACUAAAGACAGUGAGGACACAGCUAUCCCAGUGUCUGUUGAUGGACAGCGUCUCAUUCUGGCUAACGGGACACUGGUGCUGCGCUCCGUCAAGGCCGAAGACUCUGGCUAUUACACGUGCACGGCCACCAACACGUUGGGCUUCGACACCAUUAUAGUCAAUCUCUUGGUGCAAGUUCCUCCAGAUCAGCCUCGUCUAACUGUGUCCACCACCUCCACCUCCUCUAUUACCCUCGCCUGGAUACCAGGAGAUAAUGGAGGCAGCUCCAUCAGAGGUUUUGUUCUACAGUACUCUGUGGACAAUACAGAGGAGUGGAAGGAUGCUUUCAUCAGUUCUAGUGAGCGUUCUUUUAAAUUGGACAACUUACGAUGCGGGACCUGGUAUAAAGUCAAGUUGGCUGCCAAGAACAGCGUUGGUGCUGGUCGCAUCAGUGAGAUCAUUGAGGCGAAGACUCAUGGAAGAGAGCCUCAGUUCAACAAGGACCAGCCUGUCUUCACCUACAUCAACUCCAGCCACGCCCGCCUCAACCUGCAGGGUUGGGCCAGUGGAGGCUGUCCAAUCACUGCUGUCACACUGGAGUUUAGACCAAAAGGAACGUGGAUGUGGCAGACUGUGCGAACCAACGUCACUGCAGAUGUGUUUCUGGCAGAGCUGAGGGAGGCCACCUGGUAUGAGCUGAAGAUGAAAGCAUGUAACAGUGCAGGCUGUGGCAACCAGAGCUCCCAGUUUGCAACACUGGACUAUGACGGCAGCACAAUUGCUCCCAUUAAAUCCCCUCUGAAAAAAAAUGACGACGUAAAGAAGCUGUUUUCUAUUGGCUCCCCUGUGAUUCUGGUCACUCUUGGCGUUGCGCUGCUCUUCAUCAUUCGCAAGAAACGCAAAGAGAAGAGGCUGAAAAGACUAAGAGAUGCUAAAAGCCUGGCAGAGAUGCUGAUCAGUAAAAACAACCGCAGCUUUGACACGCCGGUGAAAGGACCUCCUCAGGGCCCACGGUUACACAUCGACAUCCCCAGAGUGCAGUUGCUAAUUGAGGACAAAGAGGGCAUCAAGCAAAUUGGUGACGACAAGGCUACUAUCCCUGUGACAGACACAGAGUUCAACCAAACUGGGAAUCCUCAGAGCUUCUGCACUGGUGUAUCUGUCCAUCACCCUGCCCUCAUCCAAAACACAGGUCCUUUGAUAGACAUGUCUGACAUCAGACCAGGAACCAACCCCGUGUCGAGAAAAAGUGUGAAGUCAGCCCACAGCAUCAGGAACCGAUACUCCAGUCAGUGGACUCUGACCAAGUGUCAGGCUUCCACGCCAGCCCGCACUCUCACUUCAGACUGGCGCACAGUUGGCUCCCAGCAUGGCAUCACUGUCACCGAAAGUGACAGCUACAGUGCCAGCCUCUCACAGGACACAGAUAAGGGCCGCAACAGUAUGGUGUCCACGGAGAGCGCCUCCUCCACCUACGAGGAAUUGGCGAGAGCGUAUGAGCACGCCAAGCUGGAGGAACACCUGCAACACGCCAAAUUUGAGAUUACAGAGUGCUUUAUCUCUGACAGCUCGUCUGAUCAGAUGACCACAGGCACCAAUGACAAUGCGGACAGCAUGACGUCUAUGAGCACACCAUCGGAGCCUGGGAUCUGCCGUUUCACUGCCUCACCACCCAAACCCCAAGACUACGARCGUGGCAAGAAUGUAGCUGUGCCCAUUCCACACCGCGCCAAGAGUGAUUACUGCAAUCUUCCCCUCUACAUGAAGUCAGAUCCCUUUUUCCGAAAGCAGUCAGAACAUCACGACCCGUGUCCAGUGGUUCCGCCACGCGAAGCCUCAAUUCGUGGCCUGGCCCAACGAGUGUACCACAGCCAGYGCCGUCAUGUGACUAUGGACUCUGCAAAGCAGCAGGCUCUUUCCAUGGGCCACUCUGGGCUUUCCAACCUCACUUCCUCUGCGGCUUCCUCCGGAGGAGCGUCAGCAGGUGCUGGUGGAGGUGGUGGAAGUGGAGGAAUGUCUGCUAGCUCGAGCAGUUCCACACUUCCCCAGAGGACUCUAACCAUGCCUGGCUCCUCUGCCGCAGUGGCUCAGAGCGCAGCCGCAGCUGCUGCAGCCACCGCCGCUGCUGCAGGGGUGUCGUCCUCCUCUAGUGGAGGCGGAGCAGCGGGMGCCACAGGUGGGACCCCUGGAGGUGCCUCCUCUUCUUCCUCCAAGAUAGGAGGAUCCAGAGACUCUCUCCUGGAGAGCAGCUCCUCGGGCUUAGGCAGACUACAGAAGCAGAGGGAUGGGGGCUCGGGAGCCUACUCCAAGUCCUACACACUGGUGUAGCCUGCCAUGACCGAGGCCUGUCACUGCAACUUUUUAAUACAAAGCUGGUCGAAAGCCGGCACUUUGCCUGGAGCCUCUGUGGUAAAUCGGGGUGAGGAACAUACACAUGCACAGCUUAGCCGUCAGUGCCUGUGCUGUGCCAGCCUGCAGGGAGCUGCUUCCUGUCAACACUACAGUUUGAAGGGGUCAGAGAUAGAUCUCCACAGCACAGGAGCCUGCCUUUCUUCUGCCUGAUUGCUUUCUGUUAUUAUUGUGUCGUUUUUUUCUCCUGUUUGAUCACCCUGGAAAUCACUUGCCAACACAUAAAUGAUUUAUCUGUCCACCCCAUAUUUUAAUCUCCUGGCAAGGACACAGUACUUAUGCACAAAAUGCUUUCUGCCUGKACUGUCUUGUUUUCCACAUCAAGACAGCUCUAGAAUGAACCAAGUUACUUGAGAUGUGCGUUGAGAUUUUAGUUUAGUUUUUUUUAAUAUAUAACAUUUCUGGUUUGUAAUGGAAAACAAGCUCAUAUCACAGCAUUGUGCCACAGCAGGAUGCUUUUUAAUGUAUGCAUAAACCACCAGCCUUGGUGUUACUUUGGCUCUGCAAGGUCAGUCCAGUCCACCAUAGAUUCAUCCAACGGAGGCGGCGGAAGGACUGUUGUCCUGGUAAACAUGCAAUGGAUGACACAUGACCAUUGUGGUCAUAAUUGAUGUUUUGAUUUGUUUUUUUUUUCUGUUUUUUU
Austrofundulus limnaeus is the source of this 6490-nucleotide messenger RNA. RefSeq names its product Down syndrome cell adhesion molecule-like protein 1. Gene Ontology annotation, molecular function: cell-cell adhesion mediator activity. NCBI's taxonomy places the organism in Eukaryota, Metazoa, Chordata, Actinopteri, Cyprinodontiformes, Rivulidae. Gene Ontology annotation, biological process: dendrite self-avoidance; homophilic cell-cell adhesion; axon guidance. The record is from RefSeq and is a predicted model, not a curated record. Gene Ontology annotation, cellular component: axon; plasma membrane. The transcript is spliced from 31 exons. The coding region runs from base 169 to 5766 and encodes 1865 amino acids.